GGCAAUCAAAGGAAAGGAAAAGAAGAGCCUCUGGCCGUCCCGCUGCCAACCAUCAAGUCCGGCUCCGGGCAGCCGGCCAUAAAUGUGCACCUCCUCCUCCCAACCGAACCAUCUACCAUCGCCAUCACUUUCUUCCACCUCCUUCAAUUCACUGCGGCAUGCUUCCAUCCAGCGGCUGCCUGCUGUCUUCACUACUCUUCAGCAGCUAGCAGCAGUCUAGCAGAGCACUGAUCGAGCACCCACCCAUCAUCAUUGUCAUCCUUCCUUCCUUCUUCCCCGGCCGCCAUUUUCCUCUCCCGAUCUCAUCAUCUCCCUCGUGUUCCACCUCCGCCCCCACCACCAUUAAUGCCGCCCGACCCACCACCUCCGAUCCUGCUGGCUGGCUGAGGCCCCGGCCGCUCCAUCCAUCCCGGAUCCUUAUAUCACUCACCCACCUCCGCGCGCUAGCUUCACUCCCACUGCCUUCACACUACUACCAGCUAGCUCAGCUCGUAGCUAGUACCAAGCAGGCAAGCAAGCCGCUAGCGACAAUGGCCGCCGAGAAUGGCAGCGGCAGCAGCAUCAGCACCAAGGAGCAGGUAGUCGUCACCGUGACGGGCAGCCGCACGGUGUCGCCCGCCAAGAGCCGGUGCGCCCUGGCCACCUUCGACCUCCCCUACAUCACCUUCUACUACAACCAGAAGUUGCUCCUGUACCGCACCGCCCUCGACUUCCCCGACGCCGUGGCGCGCAUCGCGGCCGCUCUCUCCGACGCGCUCCGCGUCUUCUACCCGCUCGCCGGCCGCAUCCGCCAGGACGCCGACGGCGCGCUCGCCGUGGAGGGCGACGAGGGCGCCGAGGUCCUAGAGGCCGAGGCCGUGGGCGUCGCCGUCGACGAACUCGCCGGAGGGGACUGCGGCGAGGAGGCCGAGAGGGUCAUGCAGCAGCUGGUGCCAUACACCGGCGUCAUGAACCUCGAGGGGCUCCGACGACCGCUGCUCGCCGUCCAGCUGACCCAGCUCAGGGACGGCCUGGCCGUUGGUUGCGCCUUCAACCACGCCGUGCUGGACGGCACCUCCACCUGGCACUUCAUGUCCUACUGGGCCCAGCUCUGCCGCAGCAGCACCACCACCCGCAGCCCCCCAUCCCUGCUGCAGCCCAUCCUCGACCGUUCCCUGGCCCGCUCCGUCCGCGUGCGCCUGGACCUUCCCGAGUCCGCCGAGGCCCACGAGAAGACGGACCCGAACGGGCCCAAGAAGGCCCUGGUGGCCCGCGUCUUCUCCUUCUCGGAGGCGAGCGUGGGGCGCAUCAAGGCGGGCGUCAACGCGGCGCUCCCGCCGGGCGCCAAGCCUUUGUCGACGUUCCAGUCCCUGGGCGCGCACAUCUGGCGCGCCGUCUCCCGCGCCCGCGGCCUCGGCCCCGCCGACAUCACCGCCUUCGCCGUCUUCGCCGACUGCCGCGCCCGCCUCGACCCGCCGCUCCCGCCCGCCUACUUCGGCAACCUCAUCCAGGCCGUCUUCACGGGCGUGCCCGCGGGGAUGCUCCUGGGCGGGCCCCCGGAGCUGGCGGCGGGGCUGCUGCAGAAGGCCAUCGACGAGCACGACGCCGCCGCCGUGGCGCGGAGGCUGGAGGAGUACGAGGCCGCGCCCAAGCUCUUCCACUACAGCGACGCCGGGCCCAACUGCGUCGCCGUGGGGAGCUCCCCGCGCUUCAGGGUGUACGACGUCGACUUCGGGUUCGGCAGGCCCGAGCGCGUGCGCAGCGGCGGCAACAACAAGUUCGACGGCAUGGUGUACCUCUACCCAGGGCGCGGCGGCGAGGGAGGCAUCGACGUCGAGCUGGCGCUGCAGCCGGAGCCGAUGCAGAGGCUCCAGAAGGACGCAGAAUUCCUCCUCCUGCAGCAGGCGGCUGCCUGAUUUUAAUUAAUUUGCGGCAUUCGUAGAUCGUCGGUUUACAAGCAAGCCAAGUACGACUCUGUUAGUUGCUUCAUCAUUAUAUUAAUUAUUCGUUGUUGCUUGCAUUGCUUCGUCAUCGAUCAUUCCGUGCAUGUACGACUCUGAUCUGUCUGCUGGCUGCUCCCAAUCAUCAAGCUAAUGUACUCUUGCAUUGCAUGUAUCUUGUUGUUAUAUGUACCGUGCCACUGGAAUAUUAAUCGUCAAGAAUAAACAAUUCUCAUGCACCUUUAUUUA
Molecule: messenger RNA, 2168 nt
Organism: Panicum hallii
Lineage: Eukaryota; Viridiplantae; Streptophyta; Magnoliopsida; Poales; Poaceae
Product: BAHD acyltransferase DCR
Exons: 2
Coding region: 531-1895 (454 amino acids)
Source: RefSeq, a predicted model, not a curated record